UUUUGUUUUUGCUCUAUAUCCCUUUCUCCCCACGGGACCCGCCUUAGUCAUUGGCAAGAAGAGAAAGAAGUACAACAGGGACUUGUAUGUCAGUAACUGAGUGUCUGCAUGUGAGGGAGUUCGAGCAGGUCAGAAGAAAUGCAACAGCCACUCGCUGUAAGUUAGUGAGGGUUUAAGGUUGUGUUAGUUGUACGGCCAGAGACCAGCUAAAGCAAAGCUUGGGAAAAUGAAUGCAUUUGGUAUCUUUGGAUUGUGGCUUGUGAAAUUGUUGUGUUUUUCGGGACCUGCUUCAGCUCAACUUCCGUCCAGCAGCACUCUGACGUCGACACUAAUCUCCCCUAGCCAGAAGCCCCUGGAUCUGCUCUCGUUUUCACAUCAACUGUACACGUCCAGAGCCACUAAUCUAUCUGUCACCAUCCUCACCGAGUCCUCUGUCGACGUGUUGGCCCGUCUAACACAGGGAAAAGUCCAGUCCAGUGUAUCCGUCACCAUCCCUGGAGGUUUGACUAGAAUUAUUACCCUUCCUCCACUGGAGGGAGACUCCCUCAGCCCCAGCGGCCGGGUGAGGCUGACGCUCAGCGGCUAUCAGGAAGAGCAGCUGAUCUUCUCCAACUCCACCUGGCUGACCGUCAGCCGCAGGAACUUCUCCAGCUCCGUCCAGACGGACAGAGCGUUCUACGGCCCCGGGCAGAAGGUGCUGCUCUGGAUCGCGGCCCUGCAACUGGACAACCGGCCCUACAGAGGACCCAUGGAGAUCAGCGUCUUGGAUCCCGGAGGGAAUAUCAACCAAAGGUGGUACUCCCAGGGAAGUUACCUGGGAAUUGUCUCCCAGGAAUUCUAUCUGUCUCCGAGCCCAGCCAUCGGACAGUGGGCUGUCGUGACCACAAUAAAUGGCCUUACCGACGAGAAGGUAUUCAUGGUGGAAAACCCGGUUGCAGACCCUUCGAUGUUUAACCUGAAGCUUGAGACGGCACCAGAGAUUCUGGCGGGAGAGGGCAUCUCAGGCACUGUGAGAACUAAGUGGGUUCAUUCUGCUAUGAUAUAUGCAACUUUAUCGGUGAAUGUCACCCGUAUUUCCCCUGCAACAGCUCCUGUCCAACUAUUCCUCAGCUAUAAAGGGUUCUAUGUAGAAGAGCAGUUCUUCUUCAGCAAAGUUGCGCUUGCCAGCCUUUAUGAGCCCGGUGACGAAGACAUCACACUGAACAUUACUGCCUCUGUCACUGAAAGCUCUACAGGAUUCACAGAGAAAAGAGUGGUUGCAGUGCGGGUACUGCAAAACGCAUUCAAACUCCAAUUCCGGGAUUUUCCCCAAGUGCUGAAGCCCUCUUUAAGCUUCUUUGCCAAACUCGAAAUCUCAAUGUUUGACGGCAUGCCUCUCGCCCCGCAAGCCCUGCUGAACUCUGCGUCUGUCGUGGUCGUGCAGAAAACCUCCCACGCUGAAGACCAAACUGAAUCCACCACUCUUCCAGUGGUCGAAGGAGGAGUUGUCCUGAUACGGUUUACCUUGCAAGCUAACAUAUCAAUGCUUAUCAUCAAUGCUACGUUCAUGUCCAGCAAGAAGACUUUGAACCUCUUCUCAAAGUUCCCCUCUGCAACUGGCUCAUAUGUUCAGAUCGAACCUUCCAGCUUUCUGCCUGCACAGAUUGGAUCGUCUCAUGAAAUCAACGUGGAGGCUACGUUCCAACUCGCUGAACUUCACUAUGUUGUCAGUGCCAGAGGUCAGGUGUUCACUGCGGGGACACAGGUGGCCUCUUCUUCUCUUUGGCUCACCCCCAUGGUGUCCUGGUUCCCAGAGGUCUGUGUGACCGUCUACUGUGUCCUCCCAGACGGGGAGGUGAUCAGCGACACGCUGCUCGUACCCAUCCAGCAGCCCAACCACGUGUCUCUAAAGUGGAACGAGGACCUCACAGGGCACAACCGAUCGGUUUCCUUCACUGUGACCGUACAGGACCCCAGGUCCCAGGUGCUCAUCCUGGUCACCACGGGAACCCCGGAAGCCCACCUCCCCCUGGAGGACUGGCUGACCAACAGGGACACGGAGUGCAACACUGUGGUGUUGAGCGAUGGCCAACUACUUGGAGCCGGGGCGGCAAUAGAUUAUUAUGCCUUUACUGAACUCAUCAAACUCUGCAAAGAAAUCACCUCAAACAUGCAAGUCAUGCAUAUAACUCCAGUGACAGUACCAUAUUGCUGCUUUUUUGUGUUUGUCAUGUUUUUAGUAUUGUUGGGUUUAGGUGUAAUGAGAUUUUCUGUUGAUGUAUAUGCCAAAUGUUGCAAAAGCCAAUUUCACACCUUCGAUACGACAUGCGUCAGUCCGUCCUUUGUCAUUCCCGACACCAUCUACUCCUGGAGAGUGGAAGCACUGGUGAUGUCCGACGAGCUGGGCUUGGGUUUCUCCGGGUCUGUCACCACCGCCCCACCGAGAGUCAUACUGCUGGUGGAGCAAAACGAGGCCUUUGAGUUUGUUCUCGCCGUGGACGGGGACCUCGCUGUAGUGAAUGCAAAGAAAGUGACGGUGGGGCCCCUGAGCACUGUCAAGGCGUUCUUCCCCAUAAGGCCCUUGGCUCUGGGCGAGAUGGAAAUAUCGGCCGCCAUGUUUUCGGCGGAGGAUUCGCGGAGAUGGGUCCAGACCGUGCUCGUGAAGCCGGAGGGCGUCGCACGCUUCUACUCCCAGACGCUCCUGCUGGAGCUGGCACCCAACACGGACAGCGAUUCAUGGACCACCUCCUUCUCUUUCCCCCCAGAUGUGGUGCCGGGGAGCCAGAGGGUCCAUGUGUAUCUUCAUACACCGACAUUGGACCGCUCUCCUCCACUCCACUCCCCCCUUGCAGGUGACCUCCUGGGCCUGUCAAUGGGGGUUCUGGAGUCCCUGGUAAGCCUGGCCCAGGGCUAUGGGGCGGAGAAUUUUGUGUCCUUCGCCUCCAGCGUCACCAUCCUCGAGUACCUGGAAGUCCUGGAGAACGGCCCCAUCAAAGCUAGGGCGCUGGCCGUCCUGGAAGAAGGUUUCCGGAAGCUACGGUCCUACCAGCGAGACGAUGGCUCCUUCAGUGCCUACGGGAUCAGUGACUCAUCUGGCUGGACAUGGCUGACAGCCUUGGUGCUGCGGACCGUCCUCCGGGCUCAGCCCUACAUGUCGGCGGAGCAGGGCGUGGAGUUGCAGGGCGUGGUGAGGGGGGCCGCCAGCUGGCUGCUCACCCACCAGGGGCCCGGGGGGGCCUUUGUGGAGGCCGGACGCUGGGAGAUGAGGCAUUGCCAGGACGACUGCCCCGCUACACUCACCGCCUUCGUGGUCAUGGCGCUGUUGGAGGACCCGGAGUUCGCGCGCUUGUACGAACCCAAUAUAACUCGGGCCCUAGAUUACCUGAAGAGAGUAGUGCUGCCCACGACCGGAAACUACACCCUGUGUAUGAUGGCGUACGCCCUGGUCCUGGAGGACCGGCCUGCAGCCAGCCGUGUGCUGGCUGAGCUGAGACUGCGUGCCAACUACCUGGACGGCGACCGGUGGAGUCCGUCCGAGGCCCCGCGGGGGGAGGGGGCGUGGGGGGCCCGCUAUGCAGAGGUAGAGAUGGUCUCCUACGUGCUGCUGGCCCUCUCCCGCAACGGCAGGAUAGUGGAAGGCUUCCCUCUCAUGAGGUGGCUGAGCCAACAGAAGAUCCUCCUGGGCUACUGGGGCGUUCAGGUGGGGGCCGUGCUCGUGUUGGGCCCCGGCGCAUAUGCAGGCACUGGCUGUUAGAGCAGGGGUUCCCAACCUUUUCUGUUUCAAGGGCCGGCAUGUUCAUAAGGAGAUGGGGAGGACCGGGAGUCAUUUUGAAUCCAUCAUUUUAAGAUGCAUAAGAUGGUUUAUGUGUCAUAUUCACAACAAUUAAAACAACAGCAAGUCUCAGGCUCCCUUCAGUUAGGCAAUAAUAUAAAGCAUAAUUCUUUUUAUAAGAGAAGCACAUAAAAAGUCACCUGAGACUUAAAUAAACACAAAAGUAUUGCAAAGACAAAAAGCAUUUACCGUGCUUAAUUUACAGUGGUUUAGUUAUAUUAUGAACUAGGUGGCAACAACAAAGGCUAAUUGUAUGAAUUGAAUAAAUAUUUAUAUGUAUGUGUGUACAUAUACAGCCAGCUCUUCGGCAGCAUUUAGGAUGGCCGAUGAGCUGGCUGACUCCUU
Messenger RNA from Gadus macrocephalus (Pacific cod), 4156 nucleotides. RefSeq names its product CD109 antigen-like. The transcript is spliced from 24 exons. Gene Ontology annotation, molecular function: endopeptidase inhibitor activity. Bases 227 to 3733 code for a protein of 1168 amino acids. NCBI's taxonomy places the organism in Eukaryota, Metazoa, Chordata, Actinopteri, Gadiformes, Gadidae. The record is from RefSeq and is a predicted model, not a curated record.